This is a messenger RNA of Ordospora colligata OC4, 642 nucleotides long. RefSeq names its product RNA binding protein. NCBI's taxonomy places the organism in Eukaryota, Fungi, Microsporidia, Ordosporidae. Gene Ontology annotation, molecular function: mRNA binding. The transcript has a single exon. The record is from RefSeq and is a predicted model, not a curated record. Bases 1 to 642 code for a protein of 213 amino acids. Gene Ontology annotation, cellular component: mRNA cleavage and polyadenylation specificity factor complex.
AUGAAGAAUGGAUGUAGUAUUUUUGUUGGGAACAUUGACUUUGAAAUCCCAGAGGAGCGGAUAAUUGAAGAACUUGGAUCGGUUGGAAAGGUCGUCAGCUUCAGGAUGGUUUAUGAUAAAGCAACAGGCAAAUCACGUGGAUUUGGGUUUUGUGAGUACGAGUCGCCAUUGAUAGUUGAAAAGGCUCUGCAGAAUCUCAAGAUAUCGUUCAAUGGGAGGCCUGUGAAAAUCAAUUAUGCAGAGAAUGACAUGCCUAUGAAGUCCAAGGAGCCAGAAGAUCAGGUCCCAGAGAUUGAAAACUUGAUUAGUGUGCUUGACUGUAUGGACAAAGAUAAUAUCAAGGAAGUUCUUUUAUAUCUCAGGAAACUGGCGCUUGACCAACCAUCCUACUUAAGAGAACUGUUGAACAAAAACACAAGCCUGGUUUAUGCAAUUAUUCAUUCAGCACUGAAGCUCAAGCUAGUCAGUCAGGAGGCAGUUGAAGAACUGCUGAAAGAGUCAUUUGACCUCAACAAGCAGAAAAUGCAGGUCCUUGACAGAAUAUGCUCAAUCCCUGAAGAAGACCUGUGUUUUUUCCCUGAAGAAGCCAGGAAUAAAAUCAGAAGAGCAAGAGGAAUGAUCCUCAAAAACAGAGAGAGAUAA